UUUAGGACCAUGGGGGAAGGGUGUGCGUAUGUGUGCGCGCGUCCGCCGCAGCCCAGCCCAGUCUAUUCUUCUCCUGACGUCCUUCCUUCAUGCCAGUGUCACACGCAACCGAGGAUGUAGGUUUUACAGACACUGUACAGUUUCUAUUUGAUACUGUUUGGGUUCAUUGAUAUACUCUCGUUUCUUCGAUAAGGACAGUCGCAUUGUUUGCCUUCUUAAACCCGACAGGACUGAACUCGAGACACCUUUAAUAUUUCAUACUGAACCCGUUUUUGUGGCGUUUUAUUUAUUUAAUACAUCUCGUUCCUGAAAAUGCACACAGAUGACUCUUUGAAGGAGACACUGCGUUCGUGGGAGUGGUUUAUUUUUCUCUGGACAACCCCGACUCAUUGAAAAAAUUGAAGGGUUUCAGGAACCAGGUUGUUUUCUUGUUAAUCUUUUUCUUCCUGAUCUGCUUUUGUUUUUUUAUCUCUCCGUCUCUUGCUCUACAAUAUCACGCUUUUUGGUGGACCCCAACAGAGACGAAACUGUUCAUAGACUAUACAGUGUGGAAGUGGUAUGAGGACACUUGGAUGGGGGACAUUUGGAGAAAAUGACCUAUUGUUCACCACAAACAUGAGCAUCGUAUAGCGUUAUACAGUACAUUCAGCCUCGUUCGCUAGCCAUUUAAUGAACUUAAUCGACAAUGAGGAUUGCUUGAAGAGAUCGCUCCAGCAUUACUGCUGUUGGAGAGGUCAGCGGUAGCCUCGCGAUACGGGCUCGGCUGCAGGGCUGUCCGUGACGACUGUUUCUUGUCCUGGUGCUGAUUAAACACACACACGGACCGGUAUCACUGAAGUAAAUCCACCGCUGCUGCUGUAGGCACGAUGUCCUCUCGUGCAACGCUACAGCCCGGGAACGACAGGAACGCAGACCACCAUGCAUCUCUCACGGGCAGUCGUUCAGAGAAGGGAUGGUCGACUCGAUCGCUCGGGGCCCGAUGCCGAAAUUCCAUCGCAUCCUGCACGGAUGAACAACCUCACAUUGGCAACUAUCGGCUGCUCAAGACCAUCGGCAAAGGCAAUUUCGCCAAAGUCAAGUUGGCGCGCCAUAUCUUGACCGGGAGGGAGGUUGCAAUAAAAAUCAUUGACAAAACCCAACUUAACCCUACGAGUCUACAGAAGCUCUUUCGAGAGGUACGGAUCAUGAAGGGCCUCAACCACCCAAACAUAGUUCAGCUCUUUGAAGUGAUUGAGACCGAGAAAACACUCUACCUUAUUAUGGAGUACGCAAGUGGAGGCGAAGUAUUUGACUACCUCGUAUCUCAUGGGAGAAUGAAGGAAAAGGAGGCACGUGCUAAAUUCCGGCAGAUUGUGUCUGCAGUUCAUUACUGUCAUCAAAAGAAUAUCGUUCACAGGGACCUAAAGGCGGAGAACCUCCUCCUUGAUGCAGACUCCAACAUCAAGAUUGCUGACUUUGGCUUUAGUAAUGAAUUUACGCUGGGCAGUAAGCUGGACACGUUUUGUGGCAGUCCGCCCUACGCCGCUCCCGAGCUCUUUCAAGGGAAGAAGUAUGAUGGGCCAGAAGUGGACAUCUGGAGUCUGGGGGUUAUUCUUUACACGCUGGUCAGCGGAUCCCUGCCCUUUGAUGGACAAAACCUCAAGGAACUGCGUGAGCGCGUGUUAAGGGGGAAAUACCGUGUACCGUUUUACAUGUCUACCGACUGUGAAGGCAUCCUGCGGAAGUUUCUCGUGCUCAACCCCACCAAGCGCUGCACCCUGGAGCAAAUCAUGAAAGAUAAAUGGUUAAACGUUGGGUACGACGGGGAUGAGCUGAAGCCACAUCUGGAGCCUGUGGAGGGCUAUAAUGACUCCAGCCGUAUAGAUGUAAUGGUAGGAAUGGGUUACACCCGUGAUGAGAUAAAAGACGCACUCACUACGCAAAAGUACAAUGAGAUAUUUGCCACGUACCUGCUGCUAGGCCGCAAGAACGAGGAUGGUUUGGAGUCUCGGUCAAGCAGCAGUCUCUCUCUAGCACGGGUUCGACCCAGCACCAUCACAAACGGCACCAGCAAACACUCGUCCACCUCCUCGUCCAGCUCCACCUCUGCCUCCACACACGCUAAACCCCAACGCAGUGCUUCUACCUACCACCGGCAGAGGAGGCACAGUGACUUCUGUGGGCCAUCAGUGCCAGUAGCCCACCCCAAGCGCAGCCCCACCACUGCAGGCGAGGGAGAUCUGAAGGAGGAGCGUCUGCCCUCACGUAAGACCAGCGGCAGUGUGGUGGGCAGUCGUAGUAUCCCUCCGUCCAGUCCUAUGGUCAGUGCAGCUAAUAACCCCAACAAGGCAGAGAUCCCAGACCGCCGCAAAGAUGUCAAUGUAACGACGAACAACAUCCCUUCUAGUGCCAUGACUCGUAGAAACACAUAUGUAUGUACAGACCGCACCAGCACAGACAGACACAACUUACUGCAAAAUGGGAAGGAAAACAGCUCCUUGUCACAUCGAAUACCUCCAGCCUCCCCAUCCACCCACAGUAUCUCUGGAGCAGGGGCGUCUAGCUCUGUAUCUUCUGAGCGCUCUCGCCUGACGAGGGGCACAACCAUUCGUAGCACCUUUCACGGAGGUCAGCUACGGGACCAUCGGGCCUCCAGCCACGCGCCACCGACCUCACCCACCCUGUCCCACGAAGCCAGCCCUCUGCCACACUCACGCAGCCGGGCGACAACCAACCUGUUCUCCAAGCUGACCUCCAAACUCACACGCAGGGUCAAUCUUGACCCGUCUAAGCGCCAGAGCUCAAACAAGUCCGUCUCGGGCUGCACUCUGCCACAGGGAUCAAAAACAGUUAGGUCACAGACGAACCUGAGAGAGUCUGCAGAUCUCCGGUCACAAGAAAACAAGCAAACACCUCAAACAGAAGGAAAACUGAAAAUAGCUACAGACACAACUACAAAAAAUCUAACUAAAAACAACAGUCGCUAUCUAUCUGGGUAUCAAAAAGCGUCAGAGCCCCGGACCCCCCGAUGCGGCUGGGAUGUGAAGGUACGGAGCCCCAGGGACCCGGCCGAGGUGGUGCUGGCUCUCCGGGAGGCAGCUCAGGGGUGCGGCUGCCAGGUUCACCAGGCCGGGCCCUUCCUCCUGUCCUGCACCCACGGAGCCGCUGGUUCCCGCGUUGCCUUUGAAGCUGAGGUGUGCCAGCUGCCCAACGGCCCCGCCGAGACCAGCGGGGUUCGAUUUAAGCGCCUAUGGGGGGCGCCGCUUGCCUUUCGGGACAUCGCCACCAAAGUGUCCAAAGAACUUGAACUCUGAUGGAAAGAGGGGGUGGAGGGCACAGACAGAAUGAACAUGGGACAGAAAUUUGGAAUGAGCUUUAAAGGAACUAGCCCCGCCCCCUCUACACCUAUAAAGACUGGGACGAACACAGACACACAGGCAUUAAGUGCUGGCCACCUGCUCACACAAAAACCCUACUGAGGGAACUCUCCAACCAGGUCUUUUACCAUUGAUUUAACCUGGUGUCUUAGCCAUGUUGUUGUUUUUUUAACUCCAGGCAUUUGUUCAUUGUCAUUCCUAUUCAACUGCUGCUAUUUAACUCAUUUUUAAUGUAUAUCCUUCUGCACCUGCAAGGAGAGUAUGCUUUAUCUUUAUUUUUUAUCCUUGUUUAAAUAACCACAUUCACACAACAUGCAAUGAUGUUUAAAAGAGUUGAAAGUGAUAGCAAUUUCUCCUGACAGGUUUAUAUGAUAUGGUCUUUUAUCAGUUAUUUAAGUAACUUGCCAGUGAUGCCGAUUGAUUAGGUGAUGUUUGCUUUUCUGAGCCUCUUAUUUUAGUCCUUGAGUUGCCUGCAUCUCGGCAGGCCCAUAUUACAUGGUCGAACCGUAGCACUUUAGGGCUGAGUGAGCGAUAUCACCUGUUUGAAAGCAGUUCUCCCUUCUAAUGGUGCAAUUUACCUGUUGAGCCAAGUCACAACGCUCUUUGUUUUGCUCUCGGAUGUGUUUUGCUGAUAGAAACCUCUGUAAUUUUGCCAGAAGUGCACUCUGCUGACCGGCCGCAAACAGACUGUUGACUUUAUCUCCGUUUGGACGUAGUGACUCUUUAUCUUCAAGAUUGUAAAAUGUCUGAGCUGUGCAAUCUGAAAAAAGCAAGAAUGAUAAAUACAUUUGUCUAAAAAUCCAGCAAUGUGUUUGUCUUGUUUAUUGUAGGCUUGCGUGACAAAUAUUUUUUAAUGUGUAUUUUACAUUGCAUUAGCUUUAAAACUGCUAUGAAAUUUUCAUUUGUGUAUUCCGUUAAAAAUGAAAAGAUGCCUGCAUACAGGAAAUAAAUAUUGUGAUGUAUUACAUGAAAGAAGA
Molecule: messenger RNA, 4333 nt
Organism: Misgurnus anguillicaudatus (oriental weatherfish)
Lineage: Eukaryota; Metazoa; Chordata; Actinopteri; Cypriniformes; Cobitidae
Gene: mark4b
Product: MAP/microtubule affinity-regulating kinase 4b
Biological process (GO): intracellular signal transduction; microtubule cytoskeleton organization; protein phosphorylation
Cellular component (GO): cytoplasm
Molecular function (GO): tau-protein kinase activity; ATP binding
Source: RefSeq, a predicted model, not a curated record